AUGACAAACAUCACUCGACAUCUCGUCACACACCUUCUGACGUUCUCGCUGCAGAACGGGGAAGUGCAGAGCGUUGAGGAAGCUCAGAACCGUCUUUCCUUCCUGGCUCAGAAUAAAAAGCUAUGGAGUCAACAGAUGUACCUGGAUGUAGGAGCAGGGGGCAUUUAUCUCAGAGACGUACAGAGUCAGGAUGAGCUGGAGAGCUACGCUUUCAGAUCCAUCUUCCGCUGUGAAGCUGUUAACACAGAAAAACACUUCCCAUCCCUCCUUAUGUUAGUCUGCCAAGGUGAAGAUCAGAAGAAGCCAGACAUCCACUUCUUUAAUUGUGAAAAGCUGAAGGCAGAGCAAAUCUGCGACGAAGUCACGUUGGCAGUUUCGACUUCCACCGCCAGCAAGAGUAAGCUGCCCCCUGAUGACCACAGGCUUUCUCAGAGUGGAGGAGAUGUGUUCGACCCCUAUAACAUACCAAGUCCUCCCAUGCUGCAUGCUCCUAAUCCCCCACCUGUCAACCCUCCACCUUACCCUGGACCCAGAGCAAAUGGCGGACCUGAUAUCUCUUUCCUGGGAGCAGAGAGAGAAGUGGGGAUCCUUAAUCACUGUUUCGAUGAAAUCGAGGCCUUCAUGGGCAAGCUGCAGCAGACUGCUGAAGCUGCAACGGUGCUGAACCAAAGAAAGAAGAAGAAGAAGAAGAACAGUAAAAAGCAAAGCGCUGAAGACGAGCUACUCGCCACAAAAGCUCGCCCUCCACCAGAUGGGGAAUUCGUUGAUAUCUUCCAGAAAUUCAAAUAUUGCUUCAGCCUCUUGGCUCGCCUGAAAUCAACCAUCACCAAUCCUUCUUCAGAGGACCUCAUUCACCAUGUGUUCAAGCCUCUGGAUAUGAUGGUAAAAACAACAGGAGGACCAGCUUUUGGAGCCGCCAUAUCCAGCCCUGCCCUGACCAGCUCUGCGGUGUCCCUUCUACAAGAUGCCCUGACUGAGGAGGAGAGGCAGCUCUGGACGUCGCUGGGACCCAACUGGACACACCCUCGGUCUCAGCUGCGUGGGCCUGUAGCUCCAUACACCCCAGUGUUCUUUGAUGGCUGGAAGCCAGAAGCCUUGAGGCCUGACGGGCAGGUUUGGGAGGAUCCGGUCGAGUCACAGCACAAACUCGAAGCCCUUCGAGAAAAACAAGAGCAACAACCACCUCAGCCACCAAACGAUGACACAGAUUCACUCCCACCGGGGCCUGACAGACUCUACUGCUGCAGUUAUGACUUCAUUGCCAGGAACAGCAGUGAGCUUUCAGUGCAGCAGGGGGAGACACUGGAGGUGAUCGAGUCAUCCAAGCGCUGGUGGAAGUGUCGUAAUCGGUUUAACCAGGUCGGCUUCGUCCCCUUCAACAUCCUGGAGCCCAUGGCUCACAUAGACAGCCCUGUCCACAACAGACCCCCCAGUGUUCCAGCUGCGCCUCCACUUUCCAAGAAUGUCACUCUCGCCCCACCCAGCCCCCCUGCUCUUCCCAAAACCACCCCCACCCACUCCCCACAGCGCCCACGCAGCUUACCAUCAUACAACCAGCAUGUGCAAGCUGUUGAGGACAAUGACAAAGUCACGCUGGUAAAUGAUGAGCUGCUCCAGAGACUGACGAAUGGAAAGUCCAAUCUGAACAAGCCCCUCAUCAUCCCUCGCUCUGCAGACACCUCCCUCCCCCUUGACUACAACUCUCCUCCAGAGGAGGUGGCUGAGUGGCUCAGAGGGAAGGGCUUCAGCAAACCGACAGUGUCAUGUUUGGGUGUGCUGACAGGCGCCCAGCUGUUCUCUCUCAACAAAGAAGAGCUGAAAGCUGUGAUUCCAGAGGAGGGUGCCAGAGUGUACAGUCAGCUCGCUGUGCAAAAAUCACUGCUAGAGGAUGCCAGAAGGGCCACAGAGCUGGAGGCAGUCAUGGAGAAACAGAAACUGAAGGUUGAUCUGAAGCUGGAGAGCAGUACAUUGUGAGGAACAGCAUCCACAUUGUGAAGAGCGUUACAUGAAGGACUGUGUUUUCCCGUCCCCAGAGACCGAACAUGUGGCAGUAACCUGACUAUCUAACAUUAAAUCACGGCAUGAGGGUCAUACGGUAUUAUUACCUGAUGUUAAAACCGAGCUUUCUGUCAGCAAUAUGAGACGUAGGAAUUUAAUAUAACCAGGUGCCGUGCAAACUAAAGGGGACUGAUUUUGCUUUUCCUUAUUUUAUGCCAUAUAUGUACAGUUACAGUGUUUUUUGUGUAUGCUCAUAUUAAAC
Messenger RNA from Pelmatolapia mariae (spotted tilapia), 2260 nucleotides. RefSeq names its product epidermal growth factor receptor kinase substrate 8-like protein 1. The coding region runs from base 1 to 1974 and encodes 657 amino acids. Gene Ontology annotation, molecular function: actin binding. The transcript is spliced from 18 exons. Gene Ontology annotation, cellular component: ruffle membrane; vesicle; plasma membrane. The record is from RefSeq and is a predicted model, not a curated record. Gene Ontology annotation, biological process: positive regulation of ruffle assembly; Rho protein signal transduction; regulation of Rho protein signal transduction. NCBI's taxonomy places the organism in Eukaryota, Metazoa, Chordata, Actinopteri, Cichliformes, Cichlidae.